UUCAACCCCAUAUAUCUUCUUUGUUUCUUUCAUUUUUCCUUUCUAUCUUCUCUCCUUCAGUAAAAAUCACUGAACAGCUCCUAUCAACAGUGACACUCUUUCACAAUUAAAUCAAAAAAACCAAAUCCACUAUCAGAACCCCAUUUUUCAUAUUUCAAUCCACCUUCACCCCCAUAAUCUUUCUUGACCUUUUUCUUGAAUUCAAACAUCAAAGUUCUAGUCUUUUUUCAACUUCUUUCACUCUCAGGGGCUCUGUUCUUGAACCCCAUUGAAGGGUCACAUCUGGGUACUCUUGCUUCCACGUGGGUUUUUGAGCAAAGUUUGAAGCUUUUUCCUCUUCUACUUUGCCCCCAAUUGAUGGGACUCUAAAUGGGUUCUUUGGAAUCUGGGAUCCCAUUGAAGAAAGGGAGCUUGUUUGGUCCUCAGUCCAAUAGAAAAGAGAGGCACCCUUUUUCUCAGAGGUUCAGAUCGAGCUUCUCGCGUUUGAUUUUCAAGAAACUUGAUUAUGUUCAAUGGAUUUGCACGGUGGUGGUGUUUCUUUGCUUGGUCGUUGUGUUCCAAAUGUUCCUUCCAGGUUCUGUUUUGGAAAACUCAGAGGAUUCCUUGAGAGCUGUGAAGAUGCAUUCUAGGAACAUGUCUCAAUAUAAAGACAUAGACAAGUAUGUCUUGGACACUGGGGAGGGUGCUAUUUUUCUGCCUAGGAUUUUGGAGAAAUUCAGAAGAGAUGAUGGUAGGAAUGUGAAUCUGUUCAAUCACACUGUGCAACAUUUCGGGUACAGAAAGCCUCAGCUGGCACUGGUAUUUGGAGAAUUGUUUGUUGAUUCACAACAAUUGCUUAUGGUAACAAUUGCAGCUGCUUUGCUAGAGAUUGGCUACGCAAUUCAGGUCUUUUCACUGGAAGAUGGACCAGGGCGUAAUGUGUGGAUAAAUUUAAGAGUUCCCAUCACGGUCAUUCGAACCUGUGACCAGCCAGACAACACCGUAGACUGGCUAAACUAUGAUGGUAUAAUUGUGAGCUCUGUUGAAGCCAAGGGUGCCUUUUCUUGUUUUUUGCAGGAACCUUUCAAGUCUAUACCGCUUAUAUGGAUCAUUCAUGAAAAUGCUCUUGCUAAUCGUUCAAGACAAUAUACUACAAGAGGGCAGAUUGAACUUUUGAAUGACUGGAGAAGAAUUUUCAACCGUUCAACAGUUGUUGUCUUUCCAAACUAUGCCUUGCCGGUGAUUUACUCCACGUUUGAUGCGGGAAACUUUUACGUCAUUCCUGGUUCCCCUGCUGCAGCAGUAGAAGCAGAUGCAUUUAUGGGCUUACAGAAAGAUAAUUUGCGUAUCAAUAUGGGCUAUGGCCCGGAAGAUGUGAUUAUCGCAAUUGUGGGCAGUAAAUUUUUGUACAAGAGCAUGUGGUUGGGGCAUGCCAUUGUUUUGCGGGCUUUAUCAUCACUUCUGGCGGACUUCCCUUUAAGCAAAGAUAAUUCCAGUGCACAACUACGAAUCAUUGUUCAUAGUGGGGAAUUAACAAAUAACUACAGUGUGGCUCUUGAGACCGUGGCACGUAGCUUGAAAUAUCCAAGAGGUAUUAUAGAGCAUAUAGCUGGAGAUUUGAAUGCAGAUUCUGUUCUUGGCACAGCAGAUGUUGUGAUAUAUGGAUCCUUCCUUGAAGAGCAGUCUUUUCCAGAGAUUUUGAUGAAAGCCAUGUGCUUUGAGAAACCGAUUAUUGCUCCUGAUGUUCCCAUGAUCAGAAAAUAUGUAGACGACCGGGUGAAUGGGUAUCUCUUCCCUAAGGAUAAUAUUAGAGUUCUGAGACAAAUUGUGUUAGAAGUGAUCUCAAAAGGGAAAAUAUCACCCCUGGCUCGUAACAUUGCUUCAAUAGGGAGAAGCACUGCAAAGAACCUUAUGGUUUCCGAAGCAAUUGAUGGAUAUGCAUAUUUACUUCAGAAUAUUCUCAGGCUUCCAUCGGAGGUUGCUCCUCCUAAAGCUGUUUCAGAAAUCCCCCCCAAUGUUAAAGAACAAUGGCAGUGGCAUUUGUUUGAAGCAGUUCCAAAUGUGACAUAUCAAAAUAGGGUAUUAAGAAGUAACACAUUUUUAGAUAAAUAUGAGGACCAGUGGAAUCAUUCUCAAAAAAAUGGUUCGGCUACUACGGUUGCAGCUGAUGAUAUAUUUGUGUAUAGCAUAUGGGAAGAAGAAAAAUAUAUUCAGAUGACUAUUACAAGAAAAAGGAGAGAGGAUGAAGAGUUGAAGGAUAGAACGGAGCAGUCACACGGAACAUGGGAGGAAGUAUAUCGAAAUGGUAAGAAGGCUGAUAGGUUAAAGAAUGAUUUGCAUGAAAGGGAUGAAGGAGAGCUUGAGAGGACGGGACAGCCCCUAUGCAUUUAUGAACCUUAUUUUGGGGAAGGAUCCUGGCCUUUUCUACAUCAAAGAUCUCUUUACCGUGGAGUUGGCCUGUCCACUAAAGGACGAAGACCAGGGCGAGAUGAUUUGGAUGCACCUUCUCGUCUUCCACUGCUUAAUAAUGCUUACUAUCGAGAUGUACUUGGUGAAUAUGGAGCCUUCUUUGCAAUUGCAAACAGGAUUGACCGUUUACACAAAAAUGCUUGGAUUGGGUUUCAGUCUUGGAGAGCAACAGCAAGGAAGGCAUCUUUGUCCAGAACUGCUGAAAAUGCAUUAUUAGAUGUUAUCCAAGCCAGAAGGUAUGGGGAUGCACUAUAUUUCUGGGUGCGCAUGGAUAUGGAUCCACGAAACCCUUUGCAGAAGGAUUUUUGGUCAUUUUGUGAUGCCAUUAAUGCAGGAAAUUGCAAGUUUGCAUUCUCAGAGGCCAUGAGGAGAAUGUAUGGGUUAAAAGAUGAUAUGGAUUCUUUGCCACCCAUGCCCCUAGAUGGUGACACUUGGUCUGUCAUGCAGAGUUGGGCUCUGCCUACGCGAUCCUUUUUAGAGUUUGUAAUGUUCUCCAGAAUGUUUGUAGAUGCAUUGGAUGCGCAGAUGUAUGAAGUGCAUCAUUCAACUGGACACUGCUCUUUGAGUUUGUCAAAAGAUAAACAUUGCUAUUCAAGGGUUCUUGAGCUUCUUGUGAAUGUCUGGGCAUACCACAGUGCAAGGAGGAUGGUGUUUGUGAACCCUGAGACUGGUGUAAUGCAGGAACAACACAAGUUCAAGAACCGUAGAGGUAAAAUGUGGAUCAAAUGGUUCUCAUACAGCACACUUAAGAGCAUGGAUGAGGACUUAGCAGAGUUAUCAGAUUCUGAGGAUCCUGGGAGGCAUUGGUUGUGGCCAUCAACAGGUGAAGUAUUCUGGCAAGGUGUAUAUGAGAGAGAGAGGAAUUUGAGGCACAAGGAGAAGGAAAAGAGGAAGCAAAAGAGUUUAGAAAAACUAAAUCGAAUGAGGAAGCGUCAUCGCCAACAAGUGAUAGGAAAAUACGUGAAGCCCCCACCAGAUGAGGUUGAAAGCUUCAAUUCAUCUUUGCUUGCAGUAAAUGAAUCAUGAUUCUACUUCUGUGAUGAAGAAUUCAAGGCAUCUUUCAAGUAUAUCCUGAUAUAAAAUUCUUUUCUUCUUUUGUAAUUUUCAUUUCAUUUUUCUUCAACACAAUUGUGAUUUUCAUGCAGAAAGGAUGCACAUUUCAGUUGAGGGUCGUGUGUGUAAAACCUGCAUCAUUCUAGGCAUUGAUGUUUGAUAAAAAUCUAAUGUGUAAAGUUUCUUUCUUUCUCUUUUUUCUUCUGUAAUUCCAUUCUUUCAGGAUAAUAGAUUCUUUUAGAGAAAGG
Messenger RNA from Gastrolobium bilobum, 3749 nucleotides. RefSeq lists its product as uncharacterized. The coding region runs from base 370 to 3474 and encodes 1034 amino acids. Gene Ontology annotation, molecular function: glycosyltransferase activity. Lineage: Eukaryota; Viridiplantae; Streptophyta; Magnoliopsida; Fabales; Fabaceae. The transcript is spliced from 14 exons. The record is from RefSeq and is a predicted model, not a curated record.